CCGCCCGAGGGUGCAAUACUGUACACAUAUAAAAUGUCAUAAAUGUAAAGUUAAUAUUUAUUUUUAAAGUUUUGUUUAUGUUUAAUAGACAAACUCCCACUUAGUGUUUCUUUUGUCAGUAUGAUUAUCAAAGAAUUUCGCAUCGUCUUACCAAUCAGUGUGGAAGAAUAUCAGUUCGCUUAUCGUUGGUCUGUCACUGAAGCCGAUAAGAAUGAAACUGGAGGUGGAGAAGGUGUAGAAUGGGUUAUAAAUGAACCAAGAGAAAAUGAUGAGCAUGGAAAGCAUCAGUACACUCACAAAAUAUAUCAUUUGCUAUCAAAAGCACCGUCUAUUAUAAGAAAGCUGGCACCAAGUGGAUCUCUCCAAGUACAUGGAAGAUCAUUCAACGGGUAUCCAUAUUGCGAAACCAUAAUUACUAACGAGUAUAUGAAAGAUAGUUUCCUUGUUUCAAUUGAAUCAAAACAUGUGUCAGAUUUUGGAAAAAUAGAAAACAUUUUUGGUCUCUCUAAAGAUGAACUGGAUAAAAGGCAAGUGAUAAACGUUGACAUUGUGAAUAACCCAAUCGAUCCAAGAGAUCACACAGCAGAAACUGAUCCGAAAAAGUUCACAUUUUCAAGAGAUGGAGUUGCAAGGGGACCUUUGGCAGAAGAUUGGAUGGAAAAACUAAAAGAAAAUGAUUCGACCAAACCCCAUAUGUGUGUAUAUAAACUUGUCAAAUGUGAAUUUAAGUGGUUUGGUUUGCAGGAGACCAUGGAAAAAAGGAUAAUGAAAUUUUACGCUCGACUAUUUCUCAAUUUGCAUCGCCAAGUUUAUUGCUCAAUGAAGGAAUGGUAUGGUGUUGGUAUGGAUGAUGUGUUGACAAAAGAAGAGAAAACCAAGGUUGAAUUAAAUGAAAUGAGAAAUAUCGGAACUGUACAAGGGAUGACAGAAAAAUGAAGUGCGCCGAAGUAUUGUAUAUUGCAUCAAAAUAUAAUCUCAUUCAAUUUCAACCUCCAAACCCAUAGCAAUUUAGCACACCAUUUCCAGUAAUCGUGUUCAGCUGGGCAAAAAAAG
Molecule: messenger RNA, 1053 nt
Organism: Styela clava
Lineage: Eukaryota; Metazoa; Chordata; Ascidiacea; Stolidobranchia; Styelidae
Source: RefSeq, a predicted model, not a curated record